AUGUCUAGUUGGAACACAAGCUGCAGUGAAAGUGAGUUGAGUGGAGGUAACCAGACAGAGCCUGCGCCCUAUCAGCCGUCUGCAGCUGUUAUUAUCCUUCAGGCCAUCGUGAUGAUUUUCACUAUAAUUACAGAUAUUAUUGGUAAUAUUCUGUUAAUCCUCUCUGUAUUACUAAACAAGAAGCUUCAUACUCCUGGUAAUAUCUUUGUCAUCAGUUUAUCUGUAGCAGAUCUGAUUGUAGCUGUGUACCCUUAUCCAUUAAUCACAAUUGCUAUUUUACAACAGAAAUGGCCCCUGAGUCCUGUCCAGUGCAAGGUGUCCUCAACUAUUACUGCUCUCAGUCUGUUUGGAUCUGUGUACAACAUCUUGGCAAUAGCAAUCAACAGAUAUGUCUGCAUUUGCCACAGUUCUAGAUAUGAUAAACUAUACAGCAUAAAGAAUACAUACUGCUAUGUUUUCUUGACGUGGAUACUGUGUAUUAUUUUACUGUUGCCUGUCACAUCAACAGAUGCCAUACAGUAUGACUCACGAGUUUACUCCUGUGUUUUCAACUUCACAACAAACUUGUUUCUGAAUAUUGCUUUGUCAUCUUUGCAGAUUUUAAUUCCAUUGUGCAUUGUGAUGUUUUGCUACACAUGGAUUUGGAUUUUGGUCAUUCAGGCCAAGUAUCGGGUUAGGCGGGAUAACAAACAAAAGCUGAAAUUUAAUGAAGUGAGAAACUUUUUCACCAUGUUUGCAGUCUUUGUUCUUUUUGCAGUUUGCUGGGGUCCAUUUAAUACAGUUGGUUUGGCAUUUAGUUUUAGCCCCAGAGGAAAGGCACCAAAGGUGCCCGAUUGGUUGAUUGUACUAAGUUAUUUCAUGGCCUAUUUCAAUAGCUGCCUGAAUGGAAUUAUUUAUGGAAUCUUUAACCGUAAUUUCAGAAAUGAGUACAAAAGAAUUGUGUUGUCUAUAUGCAUAUGUAUAUUGAGACAAGUUCAGAAAAUGACCUAG
This is a messenger RNA of Protopterus annectens (West African lungfish), 990 nucleotides long. RefSeq names its product melatonin receptor type 1C-like. Gene Ontology annotation, cellular component: membrane. Gene Ontology annotation, molecular function: melatonin receptor activity. Gene Ontology annotation, biological process: G protein-coupled receptor signaling pathway. NCBI's taxonomy places the organism in Eukaryota, Metazoa, Chordata, Ceratodontiformes, Protopteridae. Bases 1 to 990 code for a protein of 329 amino acids. The transcript is spliced from 2 exons. The record is from RefSeq and is a predicted model, not a curated record.